AUGGAUGCGGUGGAGAACGACUCGAUACGGAAACCGAAAACCUACGUCGAAACGAACCGGAAGUUCAAACGUUUGACUUUAAUAAACAACAACAACAACGGAAAAAUCGUCGGUUUGGAGAUUCUUUUAAUCAGCGAUAGGAGUUUAUUAGGGACGAAAAACGAGGACGAUGUCUUAAAUACUGGCGGCGAUGAUGAUGACUUCGCGGGGAAAAAAAACGAGGAAACAGAAUCGGAAUCAGACGAGGAAGAAGAAGAAUCUGGAUCGGAUAUGAUGUCCUCAGACGAUUCAGACGACGAGCACGAAGGGGCAAAAGAAGGGUUGAAAACAGCCGCCUGCGCGGUGGAAGUUUCCGUUGGGUACCUCUCCGACCCGGAGAACUUCCACGGAUUGUCGCAUUUUUUAGAACACAUGGUGUUCAUGGGAACGAGGACGAACAGGUCGGAAAAUUUCUUCGACGAAUGGUUGAGUCGAAAUUGGGGGUCACAAAACGCGUACACGGACACGGAAAAGACGGUUUUUCACUUCGACGUGCACCCGAAACGUUUGAAAGAAGGCGUGGAAAUCUUUAGCAAGUUUUUUACGGAACCGUUGAUUUUGGAGCGAGCGCUCGAACGCGAAGUGACGGCGAUUGAGAGCGAGUUUGAGAGGGUGGUGAAUAGCGAUGGGGUGAGGAUGGAGCUUUUGUUAGCGGAUUUAGCGAUCGAAGGGCAUCCUUACAGGAAGUUUGGGUGGGGGAACAGGCAGUCGUUGACGGAAUCAGAGGCGUAUAAGGAGAAGAAUGGCGCGAGGAAAGCGCUGAAGAGACAUUUUAAGGAACAUUACCACGCGAGGAGGAUGAGCGUGGUCGUGUGCGGGGCGGAAGAGUUGGAGGAGUUGGAGGAGAUGGUUUUGAGUGCGAAAGCGUUCGGGAGUUUAUGCGUGCAAGAAGAAGAGGAGAAGGAGGAAGUUGAUAAUGGAAACGAUGAUGAUACCAAUAAUAAAAUAGUCGACGAGUACGUCUCCCAAUUCGAGCGAAUCGAUGAGGUCAAUUUGAGCGACACAUACGGUCAGCCGUUCGCGCAUCUCGUUCCCUCGUUCGUCAAAACGUCUCAAGUGAAAACCGGUACGCAGUUGACGUUAGUCUUUCAACUGUCAUCGAAGAUUAACCGGAAUUAUCUCUCCAAAUCGGUGAAUUUUAUUGAAACGUUAUUAGGACACGAAGGCGAAGGAUCGUGUUUCGAGGCGUUGCGUAAACGAGGCUUGUGUUCGGAGUUGUGCGCCGGAGUGAGUCGAGGCGGUUUAGAUGAUACGAGCAUUUCGGCGUUGUUGUCGGUAUCGAUUAAAUUAACCGAACGAGGCGCGACGCGAACUGAGGAUAUUCUUUUCAUCCUCUUUACGUAUUUACGCCAAAUCGAAACUCUUUUAUCCUCCAACGGCGCUCGAUUUUACGACGAAAUGCAACAAAUUUCGCAAAUUGAAUUCGAGUAUUCGGAAUCCGAACACGCGUGCGAAUUCGUGGAAAGAUUGGUGUCGGACGUGAGACGGUUUAGCCCAGAGAACGUUUUGUACGGCGACUCGUACUGGCAAAGGUACGAUGAAAACGAGAUUCGCGAGGUGUUGUCGAUGCUCACGCCGGAAAACGUUUUAGUCAUUUUAGCGAGUUCGGAGUAUAAAGGAAACGACGCGGCUACAAUUGAACCGUGGGUAAAGUUUCCGUACGAGGUCGAGUCUUUUAAAUAUACCGCUUCGACGUCGGACGCUCAAGAUAUGCAAAAGGUUGAGAAGGAACUUGGAUUUCCGAGUAAAAACAGGUUCAUUCCGAAAGAUUUGCGUAUGCAUAACGAGAUCGAGAAACUUUUUCCAGUAAACGGAAACGAUAGUAUUAACACAACCACCACCACCAGCACCACCAAUCACGCGACGUUAGAAGUCACUCCGAAAAUUAUCUACAACGAGUGCGGCGUGCUCCGUCUUUGGGCUAAACUCGGAUGUCGCGAGUUCAAGACGCAACCGAAAGCGAGCAUGUAUUUCAACGCCAAUUUACUCGUCGAAGAAAGCGUUCACGAUACCAUGUGCUUGAAAAUGUUCGCGCUAAUGCUUCAGGAUUCCGUGAACAAAGAUAUAUACUACCCUGCGCACGUCGCCGCGAACGAGUGUUCCGUACACGUUCUGGCACAAUCCACCGGCGUGUCGUUUAGAUUCGACGGGUGGUCGGACACAAUCUCGGAACUCGCGUUGGCGUAUUUUCGAAGAGCUGCAUCCGCCGAUCAAUCGUUCAUACAAGAAGAAGACCGGUUUCAAAAAGUCAAAGAGACGGCACUACAAGACAUGCAAAACAUGGUUCUGAAAGUCAGGUCGCACUGCGCGAUUCUUUCGAGAUUGAUGAAGCACGAGAAAGAGCACAGUUUACAGGAGAAAGUUGCAGUUUUGAAAGAAGUCACCUCCGAGGACGUGAUUCGAUACGGCAAAAAGUUCUUUCAGAACGUAUUCAUAGAAGGUUUGUUAGUUGGAAACAUCACGGAAUCUAUGGCGACGAAGCUUGGCGACAGUUUGAAACAAUUACUCGUCAAUGCCGCCGCCACUACUGCGGGCGCGUCUGAAAACACCAGUGGCGAAGAAGUUACUCGCGGUAACAACAACAACAACAAUGCUUUGGUCUUUUCUCGAGUCGUAAACCUCCCACCAGGAACGAACCAUUCUAUCCAUGUCAACGCCGUGAACAAAGACGAAGUGAACUCUGCGAUUACGCAUUACUACCAAAUCGGUCCAUCAAAUAGCGCGUCCAGAGCCAUCGCUUUACUCUGCGAACAAUUCAUGUCGGAGAAGAUAUUCGACCAAUUGCGAACGAAAGAGAGUUUAGGAUACGUCGUUUCCGCGUAUUUCGAAUCUUCGAAUGAAAUAUUAGGCUUUAACGUUCUCGUAGAAAGCGCAUUCCACGCGCCGAAAUUUGUUUCGGAACGAAUCAAAUGCUUUUUAGACGCGUUUCCAUCCGUGAUUGAAAAUCUAACCGACGAGGAGUUUAACAAACAACGCGUGUCGUUAAUGGAAGAGUUAUUAGCGGAAGAUGCGAAUUUGCGAGAACAAUCUGGAAGGUAUUUCGCGCACUUAAAGAAUCGAAAGUAUCAGUUUCACCGAGCGAGAGACGUUGCUGGACACGUAAGUACGAUUACAAAAGCCGACAUCGCUCGAUUUUGUCGAGAGACGUUUAGUGAUUCUUCUACGAACGCAUCCGAUGGCGACGCGAGAAGCAAGCAGUUGAGUGUGAGCAUUCACGGCAAGAAUUACCCGGUGGAAGAGAAAGAAAAGUCUGAAGUGAAAGAAAUCAUCGCUAUAAAAGGAGAAUAUGGCUAUUAUGCAACCGAGGAAGGUGACGGAGUCACCGUCCCGGAAUUGUACAUUCCAAGUAAGAAGAUUGCAAACGCGCAUUCGAUGGACGUGGCCAUCAGCGGCGCCUCACACGCGAAUCCAGAUACCACCGCGAUGAACGAAGACACCAUCGAUGCACAAGAAGAAGGAACAAAGCAACAACAACAACAACAACAAUUUUAUUCGUCCAAAGUGAUGAAAACCUGCGAAACGCCCUCUUGCGGGUUUUGCGGCAAUGGAAAGAGGAAGAUGCCGUUUAGUUUACCAUCGGGAAACUAA
Molecule: messenger RNA, 3627 nt
Organism: Bathycoccus prasinos
Lineage: Eukaryota; Viridiplantae; Chlorophyta; Mamiellophyceae; Mamiellales; Bathycoccaceae
Exons: 1
Coding region: 1-3627 (1208 amino acids)
Biological process (GO): proteolysis
Molecular function (GO): metalloendopeptidase activity; metal ion binding
Source: RefSeq, a predicted model, not a curated record